Molecule: messenger RNA, 328 nt
Organism: Oncorhynchus gorbuscha (pink salmon)
Lineage: Eukaryota; Metazoa; Chordata; Actinopteri; Salmoniformes; Salmonidae
Product: NAD(P)H pyrophosphatase NUDT13, mitochondrial-like
Exons: 3
Coding region: 62-328 (88 amino acids)
Source: RefSeq, a predicted model, not a curated record
UAGUACAUUACCCAAGCUGAGAGAAAAGUAAUUCCGUCGUCUAUUUAGUUUUCUUUUACAAAUGUUUCCGGUGGUGAUCGUACAAGUGUCUGAUGGGCAAAGGUGUUUCCUGGGGAGGCAGUCCUUCUUCCCACUGUGGAUGUACACAGCACUGGCAGGCAUCUGUGACACGGGUGAGCCCAUGGAGGAGACACUCCGCAAGGAGAUAGCUGAGGAUGUGGGGUUGGAGUCUAUCCCGUACUCAGGCUCUCAGCACUGGCCCUUCCCACAGAGCUCCUUCAUGAUGGCCUGUCACGCCGCCGUCAACCCAGAAAAGACACAGACAUGA